Argiope bruennichi is the source of this 1146-nucleotide messenger RNA. RefSeq lists its product as uncharacterized. The record is from RefSeq and is a predicted model, not a curated record. The transcript has a single exon. The coding region runs from base 1 to 1146 and encodes 381 amino acids. NCBI's taxonomy places the organism in Eukaryota, Metazoa, Arthropoda, Arachnida, Araneae, Araneidae.
AUGUCUAGUGAUAGUCAGUCUCGGUUCAGCCCUCACAAUAUUGAAACAUUCCAAUAUAAAAGUGUCACCUUUGGAGUGAAAUGUAGCCCAUUCUUACUUGCCGCAGUUAUUAAACUGCAUUUAGAAAAAUUCGAAAGUGAAUAUGAAGAAGCGUGUAAAAUGUUGAGCUAUUUGUACUUAAAUGACCUAGGAGCUGGCACGUCAAGGGUUUCCGAGGCUAUAAAAUUGAACAAAGAAAUGAUUUAUAUUCUAAGUCGGGCCAGCAUGAAUCUUCGAAGAUGGGCUACGAACUCCCCAAUACUAAAUGAAGCUUGGAAACAAGCUAAUGUUGACCGUCGUGAAACAUCCGAAGAAUUAGGUGUGCCAUUAAAAAUUCUUGGACUCAUUUGGGACAAUAUCAACGAUAAAUUUACCAUAGACAUUCAUCAAAUUUCUAAGACGAAGGACAGUAAUCUUUCAAAGCGAUUGAUUCUGAGCAUCUGUGGGAUGCUGUUUGAUCCAUUGGGGAUGAUAACCCCUUUUACUGUCAGAAUGAAGUUGUUACUACAGAACACCUGGGAACGGGAGCUCAAAUGGGAUGAACCACUACCACCGGACAUUCAAGAGACAUUUCUGUCAUGGCUGGAUGAGGUAAAAACUAUUCCUCAGAUUUCUUUAUCUCUUCCUUAUUUCCUUGAUACAGAGACUCCAAUGGCUGAAAUUCACAUUUUCUCCGAUGCAAGCCCAAAGGCUUAUGGUUGUGUGGCUUACUUCAAGAAAGUGACCAACUGGAAGGUGAACUCUAGUUUCAUAGUGGCGAAAUGCCGCCAAGCUCCAUUGAAAAAAUUGAGUCUGCCCAGACUCGAACUCGUGGGAGCCCUUGUUUCUGCCAGAUUAGCAGAAUACUUAAAACGAGCAUUUUCCUGGAUUACAUCUGACCACAUCUUCUUCUGGUCGGAUUCGCAAAUCAGCCUUCAUUGGAUAAAAGGAGAUCCUCUACGAUGGAAAGAGUUUGUGAGAAAUCGCGCAUGGGAGAUCCAGGAGAAAACCAAUCGAGAGCAGUGGAAUUACUGCAGAGGAAAGACGAACCCCGCAGACAAGUUAACCCGAGGACUGUCUAUCCGAGUGUUAGCGCAAGGUGAUGUUUGGUGGCAUGGUCCAGACUGA